AUGGAAAGAAAUCAUAAAGAUAACUUGCUUAAGAAGCGAAAGGCAGAGAUAGAUUUAUCUUAGUUCUAUCAAAAGAAUUAGGAAGAGGGUGAUAAAACAGACUAAAGCAAUGGUGAAUAGCAAGUCUAAAAGAGGUAGAGGAAAGACUGUCCUUAUUUAGGCUAAAUAAAGCGUCAUGUGUUGGAUUUCGAUUUUGAAAGAUAAUGUUCAGUCACUUUGUCAAAUCUAAAUAUAUAUUCUUGUCUAACAUGCGGUAGGUAUUUCCAAGGUAAAGGCAAGAAUACUCAAGCCUAUACACAUUCUUUGGAGGAGGCUCAUAAUGUUUAUAUAAAUUUGCAUGACUCUAGAGUUUGGUGUCUGCCAGAUAACUAUGAGGUUGAGGAUGCCGCCUUAAAUGACAUAAAAUACAAUCUGUUACCUCUCUAUAAUCAGUAACUCGUUGAUAAGCUAGACAGUGAGCCUAUUUUCUCAAGAGCGCUUGAUGGUACUGAGUUUUAUCCAGGAUGCCUGGGACUAAAUAAUCUAAAGCAAACAGAUUAUGUGAAUGUGAUGAUACAAGCUCUAUGCAGAAUAAAGCCUCUGAGAGACUUUUGUUUGAUUUACAAGCUAUCUGGUGAAAAUCUCAAUAAUGUUGAUCCAAAGCACCUAUUAGUUCUGAAUUUUGCAGAACUUGUAAAGAAAAUAUGGAAUCCUAAAAACUUCAAAGGCCAUGUCAGUCCACACGAAGUGCUUUAGUCUAUUUCCCAGGCGAGUAGUAAAAGGUUUAAGAUUGGAGAGUAAAAGGACCCUAUCAAUCUACUCACUUGGUUCCUAAACACUUUUAAUGAAGAUUUAGCAUCUAAAAACUCUAAAGGCAAGAAGCAAACAAUGAUUGAGGAUACCUUUUAGGGAGAAAUUGAACUCAGUCAGCUUAUUCCUAAGAAUAAAGAUGUGAAUUUUCUAAAUAAAAUUGCAGCAAUGAAGACCAAUGUGGAUGUUAAUGUUCAGUACGAGAUGAAGAAUCAAAAGACUAAGUUCUUUUUCCUUACUUUAGAUUUGCCUCAGGUGCCACUCUUUAAAGAGCAGAAUUAAUUGGCUAGUAUUCCUUAGAUUCCAUUGAUGACUUUGCUUAAGAAAUUUGAUGGAAAGAGUUUCAUAGAGGAAAGAGUCACAGCCAUUAAGAAAAAGUAUAGAAUUGUCUCACUGCCUAAGUAUCUUAUUAUCCAUAUCAAGAGAUUCCACAAAAAUGACUAUUUCAUUGAGAAAAAUCCUACAAUAGUCAAUUUUCCUAUUAAAAACUUAGACUUAACUGAAUAUAUCUGGGAUUAGAAUAGUAGUGGCAAUAAAGAAGAAGUAAAUGGGGAUAAAGCUGCCACAGAAAAGGUGUCGUAUAAAUACGAUUUGGUUGCAAAUAUCAUUCAUGAUGGAUAGGCUGAAGAUGGCAAGUACAGAGUCUAGAUACAUCAUAAACCCACAGAUUAGUGGUAUGACAUUUAGGACCUACAUGUAAACAACAUAAUGCCCUAGUAAGUAGUAGUAAGUGAAUGCUAUAUUCUUAUCUUUGAGAGACAAAUUCAUAAUUGA
Messenger RNA from Stylonychia lemnae, 1563 nucleotides. NCBI's taxonomy places the organism in Eukaryota, Ciliophora, Spirotrichea, Sporadotrichida, Oxytrichidae. The record is from the annotation of a GenBank genome assembly.